This is a messenger RNA of Anoplopoma fimbria (sablefish), 3679 nucleotides long. It is a transcript of the gene chrd, whose product is annotated as chordin. The record is from RefSeq and is a predicted model, not a curated record. Lineage: Eukaryota; Metazoa; Chordata; Actinopteri; Perciformes; Anoplopomatidae. Gene Ontology annotation, biological process: multicellular organism development. The coding region runs from base 1 to 2847 and encodes 948 amino acids. Gene Ontology annotation, molecular function: protein binding. The transcript is spliced from 21 exons.
AUGCUGGCUCCUCUCCUGUGCGUAAUGGUCUGCGCUUGGCUGCAGCACACCGGCUCGGCCUCCAGGCUGAAGGCUUCCUCUCUGCCCAUCCAGUCCGAGAGAGAACCGCUGCCCUCCAAAGGCCUGGCAGGAUGCUCGUUCGGAGGUCGGUUCUACUCUCUGGAGGACACGUGGCACCCGGAUCUCGGGGAGCCCUUCGGGAUCAUGCACUGCGUCCAGUGCUACUGCGAACCUCAGAAGGGCCGUCGUGGUAAGGUGUUCGGGAAGGUGAACUGUAAGAACGUCAAGCAGGACUGCCCCAACCCCGAAUGUGAGGAUCCCGUCCUGCUGCCGGGACACUGCUGCAAAACCUGCCGUAAAGGCGACGAUGACAAGAAGCAGAGCGACUCUCUGCUGGACGGCUUCGAGUACUUCCAGGACAAGAGCAAAGACAAAGAGGACGACCUCCACAAAUCCUACAACGACCGGUCCUACCUGAGCUCUGAGGAGCUGAGCCCCGGGGAGAGUCGCACCGACUUCGUUGCCGUGUUGACAGGAGUGACGAGUGAGUCGUGGCUGCCGAGCUCCAACGGGGUUGCCAGAGCUCGAUUCUCUCUGACCAGAACCAGCCUGGCCUUCUCCAUCACGUACCAGAGAAUGAGCCGGCCCAGUAAAAUCAUCUUCCUGGAUGCAGAUGGAACCUCUGCUUUUGAGUACCGAGUCCCCAAAGGACAGUCAGACAUGAUCUGUGGGGUGUGGAAGAACCUGGCCAAGCCUCUAAUGCGACAGCUGCAUUCGGAGCAGAUGCGCAUCAGCAUGACCACGGCGACCGGCGGGCGAGAAGAGGUGGAGGGGAAGAUCAUCAAACACAGGGCGCUGUUUGCUGAGACGUUCAGUUCCACGCUGACGUCGGAGGAGGACAAUUCGGGCGCCGGAGGCCUCGCCAUGUUGACGCUGAGCGACACGGAGAACAACCUCCACUUCAUCCUCAUCCUGCAAGGACUCGUCAAACACAAGGACAAAGAGCCUCUAUUGGUUCCCAUCAGAGUCCAGCUGGUGUAUCGGCAGCACAUCCUGAGAGAGAUCCGAGCCAACGUCACCUCUCACGAUCCGGACUUCGCCGAGGUGCUGACGGACCUGAACAGCCGCGAACUGUUCUGGUUGUCUCGCGGUCAGCUGGAGAUCGCCGUGGCAGCCGAGGGUCAGGACCCCCGACAAAUCUCCGGCUUCAUCACCGGCAGGAAGUCGUGCGACACUAUUCAAAGUGUGAUGUCCAGCGGUGAUGCGUUGAUCCCUGGGAAGACGGGAGGUGUUGGAUCCGCCAUCUUCAUCCUCCACGACAACGGCACGCUGGACUACCAGGUCCAGGUCGCCGGUCUCACCAGUGAGUUCGUGGGCCUCACCAUCGAGCUGAAGCCGCGGCGGCGAAACAAGCGCUCGGUGCUGUACGACCUGACGUCGGAGUACGACAGGGCCACGGGUCAGGCCCAGGGCAGCUGGAGCCGCCUGGAGGCCCGAAACAUCCACAUGCUGCUGCAGAACGAGCUGUUCAUCAACGUGGCCACCACGCACAGCCAGGAGGGGGAGCUGAGGGGCCAGAUCAGGGCCCUGCUCUACAGCGGCCUGGAGGCGCCCAGACACGAGUUGCCCACUCCUCUGGCCGGUCACUUUGUGUCUCCCCCGGUGAGAACCGGUGCCUCCGGUCACGCCUGGGUCUCCGUGGACAAACAGUGUCACCUCCACUACGAGAUCGUGGUCACGGGACUCAGCAAGGCCGACGACCUCACGGUGAACGCCCACCUCCACGGACUGGCCGAGAUCGGAGAGCUAGACGACAGCAGCACCAAUCACAAGAGGCUGCUGACCGGCUUCUACGGCUCACAGGCUCAGGGAGUGUUGAAGGACAUCAGCGCUGAAUUACUGCAACACCUGGACCAAGGAACGGCCUUCAUCCAGGUCAGCACCAAGACCAACCCCCGAGGAGAAAUACGAGGACGGGUCCACGUGCCAAACAACUGCGAGUUAGGGGCCCGGGCGGAGGUGGAGGAGGCAGAGUUCGACGACCUCUUCGUGAAGGACCCCGAGGAGCUGAAGAAAGACCCCCACACCUGCUUCUUCGAGAACCAGCACCAGGCCCACGGCUCCCGCUGGACCCCCAACUACGACAAGUGCUUCUCCUGCAGCUGUCAGAAGCGAACUGUGAUCUGUGAUCCGGUCAUCUGUCCGGUGUUGACCUGCUCCAGAACCAGUCAGCCCGAGAACAAGUGCUGCCCCAUCUGUGACGAGAGCGAAGAGCUCAAAGACAUGAAAGUUCCAGAGAGGGUGGACGAACAUCCCGAGGGUUGUUACUUUGAAGGAGACCAGAAGAUGCACGCCCCCGGGACCACGUGGCAUCCCUUCGUUCCUCCCUUUGGCUACAUCAAAUGUGCUGUCUGCACUUGCAAGGGAUCUUCAGGAGAGGUGCACUGUGAGAAGGUGAUGUGUCCGCUGUUGACCUGCAGUCACCCCGUGAGACGGAACCCCUCCGACUGCUGCAAGGAGUGUCCCGAGGAGGAGAGGACCACCGCGGGGCUGGAGCACGGGGACAUGAUGCAGGCGGACGGGCCGAGGCACUGCAAGUUCGGCAAGAACUAUUACCAGAACAGCGACAACUGGCACCCCUGGGUGCCGCUGGUCGGGGAGAUGAAAUGCAUCAACUGCUGGUGUGACCACGGAGUGACUAAGUGUCAGAGGAAGCAGUGUCCGGUCCUGACCUGCUCCAACAUCACCCGCACAGAGACCGCCUGCUGUCCCGAAUGCCUCGAUUCCAAAGAGGAAGAAGAGGUGACGGUGAAGGCUACAGACAAAAGACGGAGCUGGGGACACUGAUCUGUUCUGGACAAACGACAGCCAAACCCCUCCUCUACCCGGUUAACCCGAUGGACCCAAACCCAGAGCUGCACACUGGGUCUCAUUUAGCCGUCCUCCCUCCCUCCCUCCCUCCCUCCAUCACACCCACCCCCGUUAUCAGCUUCAGGAUUGUAAUGAACAGAGAUCAGAGACGGAGACAUAACAAGAUGAAAACCCUCCAAAGACUCUUUAAAAUGAAGGGAUGAAGAGGAGCAACCGGACUUUAACAAACCUUUCUGCUUCCUGCCUCUCCGUUGUUGCUGGAAUUUCUUCUUUUUGCUCAGUUUUUUUUUUGUUGUGUUUUUAAAAAAAAAAAAAAGCUCAACAGGACAUUAAAGGUAUAUAUAUAUAUGGAUAUAUAUUUUUAUAUGUAAAAAUAUAACACAGCAGUUCUCAGCUUUGCCUUGUGUCAGUUAAUCGACAGAGCUUCUUUUUGAAGUACAGCCAUAGCUUCUGCAGCUCUCACCGCUCUCACUGGAUGGAGAGGAAUGUGUUGCUUACAUGUGUGUGAAUGUGUGUGUGCGUGAAUGUGUGUGUGUGUGUGUGUGUGUGUGUGUGUGUGUGUGUGUGUGUGUGUGUGUGUGUGUGUGUGUGUGUUUUUGUGUGUGUGUGUGUUUUUACCAGUAAAGAAAGCGACUAAUCAGCAAUACAGAGAACAGUAAACGUCCUCGGCAGCAGAUCAAGUUUCAAAAACUGUAAAAUAGAAAUGAUAAAAAAACGUGGAAACAUUGUCGUCCUUCCAGCCAGAAUGCAGCUUUUUUUUUAUUGAUUAUCAGAUUAUAUUUCCAAUUAAUAUCGAUCAAUGAAGCGA